Cuscuta epithymum is the source of this 2548-nucleotide messenger RNA. Lineage: Eukaryota; Viridiplantae; Streptophyta; Magnoliopsida; Solanales; Convolvulaceae. The record is from the annotation of a GenBank genome assembly.
CCGAGCACAAAUGUACAAAUGCACCUUUAUCUUAGUCAAUUACUCCGUAUUACUGUAUCCUUCAUUUUGACAUUGGCGGGGAAGACAAGUGAAGGUCUGAGAUUCAGUCAAGGCCCAGGGAAGAAGGCUAUGAGUAGUGUGCUGUCUUAUCUCACCAUCGGCGUCGAGUCGUCACCGCCGGUGAACUGGUGGGACAAGAUAAACGAAUCAGUUAAAUGGCAAGACGGAAUCUUUUAUUCACUCUGUGGUGCCUACGCUCUCGUCUCUGCCGUUGCCCUUAUUCAAUUGAUAAGAAUUGAACUGAGAGUGCCUGAAUUUGGCUGGACAACACAAAAGGUCUUUCAUAUCAUGAAUUUCAUUGUAAAUGGAGUUCGUGCUAUUAUCUUUGGGUUUCACAAACAAGCCUUUCUUUUCCACCCGAAGGUGCUAACUUUGGCGCUUUUGGACCUCCCUGGGUUGCUCUUCUUCUCAACAUAUACACUUCUUGUCUUAUUCUGGGCAGAAAUAUAUCACCAGGCCAGAAGUUUGCCAACUGAUAAACUCAGAGUCCUAUAUAUAUCAAGUAAUGUUGUAAUAUACAUCAUACAAGGUGGUAUAUGGUUGUACCUCUGGAUCAAUGAGAAUCAGACUGUGGAGUUUUUUGGAAAGAUAUUUAUAGCAGUUGUUUCACUCAUAGCAGCUUUGGGAUUCUUGUUCUAUGGUGGAAGGCUAUUUGUCAUGCUGAGACGCUUUCCUAUUGAGUCUAAAGGAAGAAGAAAGAAGCUUCAUGAGGUUGGAUCGGUAACAGCCAUAUGUUUCACGUGUUUUGUCAUAAGAUGUUUUGUGGUUGUAUUGUCUGCUUUUGAUUCUGAUGCAUCACUCGAUGUAUUGGACCAUCCAGUGACGAAUUUCAUAUAUUAUGUGCUAGUGGAGAUUCUUCCUUCCGCUCUUGUUCUUUACAUACUGCGCAAACUGCCCCCCAAAAGAGCAUCUGCACAAUAUAACCUCAUACGUUAGCUGCACUAAGAGUGAAUUUGGUUGGAGGAUUUGAGAAGGAAGGUUUGAUUCUUGUCAUAAUAGUUUUUUCUCUUAUCUGUCGGUCCUAGACUAGUAAAUAAAUAACUAUUUGCUUUUUGUUAAAUCAUGUAAUUCUAUAUAAAAUUUCAUCUUCUCUUUAUUGUCAACCAUCUAAAUGUAAAAAUAAACUAUUAAAAUAUAAUCACCAUUCCCUCUGGCAUCCCCCAACCAAACAAGUUUUUAUUGUCCUCGGGGGAGCAAUGCUUGUUUUCCCAAGUAGACCAGAAAAAAAACCCUGGAGAAAAUAGGUGCAUGUGCUUUUAGUAUUAGCCUAGAACCAGCUUGUUCCUAUUGGGUAAGUGUAAUGUUGGCACAAUUGUUUGUACUUGUACAUUCUGGACAAGCAAGUAUGAUGUUACAAUGACUAACUUCUCAUUGCAUGGUCUAUGGGCAUCUGAUGUGAGAUUGAACUACGACUCAUCCUGGAGGACCCCUACAAAUAACAAAUAUGAACAUGAAACUCUUGAUAUUUCACCUUUGCAAAAAGCUUUGAUUUUCUGGGAUCCUUUUUCGUCCACCAUUGGUUGAUCAGAUUUGGUAAGAAUUGAGGGAUUGAGCUCUUUUGGGUUAUGCUAUUUAUACAUGAUUGUUGUCCUUCAUUUUAUAGUUGUACUGUUGUACACAUAAUUGAUGUACAAGUUGUUUUUCAGGAUUCGUCUUUGGUAUAUGUGCACAUACAUAACUUUUUUAUGUUCGUGUUUGUGUGAAUAUAAAAAGUGAUAUUGACUGUUUAAAUGGCGUUGGUGUAGAGAUUGGUGUAAAAAAAAAGUAUUUUCCAGCUAUUUUACCGUGACUUUGGACGCACCUUUUUUACUUUUAGUCAAUGAUAAAAACAUUUUGUUCCUUUCAAAAUUUCCAAUCUAAAUUUUCAUAUGCAGGGAUAAAAUGGUUAUCAGUUUCUUUGCCGUGUGCUUGAGUGCAAAGUUGCAGAAAAUCAAAACUACCCAUGAUCCAUUUUGUUCUCUGCAAUGGCAAAACUUCUCACAAUCUCACCCAUGUUUUGUGCAACCAUAUCCUUCACUUUUGUGCAGUAAUAGGGCUACGUAUUAAACUCUUUCAGAUAAAACAAAGAACCGAUGAUUGGAUCCUCUUGUCACACACAAAGGAGAUCCCAACACGCAUUUACAAUACAUAGAUGGUUUGUAAUUGAGAGUUGGAGUGACCUUACUAUUUGAGCCGCACAUAUAUGAAGAAUUUCUGCUGUCUUACAGCUUGAACACCUCAAUGAAGGAACCCUUAUAUGGCUAAGAACCCUAAAUUUGAAUGAUUGGAGAGAGGAUGAACUUACUUGAGCUUUAGAUAGAUGGCUGGUACCUUUGGGUCUUUGGCAAAACCCUAAAGUCCGAAUUCAUAGAUGGAUAACACAACUUAAUAGGAUAGUUGUUCGAAGUUUCUCACAAUUCUCAGCCACAACUAGUCCUGGACUCGGGCCGGGCGGCCCGGCCCGGUUACUAUUUGGCCCGGCCCGGCCCGGGGCCCGGUGGGUCCCUCG